This is a messenger RNA of Didymodactylos carnosus, 2376 nucleotides long. Lineage: Eukaryota; Metazoa; Rotifera; Eurotatoria; Philodinida; Philodinidae. The record is from the annotation of a GenBank genome assembly.
AUGUUGAAUAAUUCUGUUGAAAAAAUUUACGUACCUACACCGUCAACUGGUAUUCGUUUGUCAAAUUUGAAAUGUGGAAGUCAAUAUGAAAUUUUAACCUAUGCUGAAAACGAAGCAGGAUUAAGUACAGUGUUAGCAAACGAAACACUUUUAGUAAAAACGGACGGCUCCGCACCGAGUACAACAAAUGAAAUGCAGUUUAUUAAAGCAAUAUAUGAUACACAUUUAGAAUUAAAUUUAACCAGUUGGACAACUAAUGGCUGUCCUAUAAAGAAUUAUGGUGUUAAGCUUCAAAGAAUACCAAAAAAGACAUUUAUUGAUGAUCAGUUUGACAAAUAUUUUUUCUAUUUACAUGAUACAAAGAGUGCUGAUAUCAAUGGUUUAAUUCCUGAUACACAUUAUGAGUUGACAUUAAUAGCAACAAGUGAAGCUGGAAAUAGUAAUAUAAUAAUUCCAAUACAAACAUUUCCACUUAUCUAUUUUUCAAACAAAUCUACAAAAUUAGCUGUUCAAAAACGUUUGCAUAAUAAUUUAUUUACAUCAUUAAUGAUAACAGUUUCAAUUAUAUUUAUAAUUGUGUUGUUAAUAAUAACUUUUAUUGUGACAAAAUUUUGUCGUCGAUAUUUGAAGAAAACAGAAAUGCUAUUGGGUCAAACGAAAUUAAAACCCGUAGCCCAACGAGCACAGUCUUUAUGGAUGAAAACUGAUAAUGAGUUUACAAUUAAAACGUUUAUGGGUGAUCAUCAAAUUAGAGAAUCGACAAAUCAUUCAAGUAGACCUUGCAGUUUUGUAUCAGAAGAUUCACAAGGAAAUAUAAAUCCGUAUGCUGUUCUCGAUUUACCGAAUAAAAAACGCAUUGUAUUUGACACAAACAAGGAAGUCGAUUUACCAUCCUCAUCGCCGAUCGAAAAAUUCUUCCGUCCUAUUGUACUCAAGUCAUCGAUAAGUUCCGAUGAUAUUUCAAUAUCGUCUAGUCAAUCUAUUACCGAACAACAAAAACAACAGCUUCCACUGUCACAAGAACGAAAUCAACCUUAUUUUCAACUUUAUCAACCGUCAAGUGUCUUAUCAACAAUUUCAUCUAGUCAAGGAGAACUUUGUUCAGCAUUUUAUUUACCUAAAAUUAGUCAAAAUUCGUUUAUAAGACAUCAGGACGAUAGAUGCCGUUGUAGUAAUACUAAAAUGAAAGAACAUUCACUAUUUGGUGGUAUUGUUCAGCAAUGUUCAUCAGCUGAUUCUGGUGUACAUUCGUCUACGCAGAGUCCAAUAUCAAAAUAUCAGGAUGAAGGCUUAUUUGCUGCUGAUACAUUGCAAGAAGUGAAACAAAUUCGUAAUCAUAAUGUGAACAUUUCUCAACAGAUGGUUCAUCAUCAAAAUAAUCACCAACAACAAUCAUUGGAUAUCGUUCAGAACAAUGAUUAUCGAUCAGGUUUACCGUAUAAAACCAUACAGCGUAAUGGAUUUCGACCUUCGAACGUUAAACACCAUCCGUCACAUAAUAAUCAAACUCGAUCACUCGAUGAUUUACCAUCGAAUGCAUCGCGAUCGACGAGUGCCGGAUCACUACCAGUUCCUCCCAGUACAAGUGUACCAAAGAAUCGAUCAUUCAUUGAUUCUCGAACGUCAGCUAAGCUUAAAAUUGGAGUAGAUGAAAUGAGUAAAAAAUUUAAAAAAAAUAAAGAAAUUCUAAAUUUAAAUGAAGACAUUCAAAUGCUCGUUGCUAAACGACUGCGAGAAGAUCGAUUGAUUUUUAAUGGAGCAUCACAAGCCUCACCUAGUAUCAUAUCUUCAACAUCAUCAUGUCGAUUAUCCUCAGCAUCAACGGUAUCCGCUCCUCUACAACAUGAACGUUAUUCAUCAGCAAUUACAAAUGCCACGGGUAACACAAUUACAGAAUCAUACAGUACAUCAGCAACAACAGUACCGUCCACUGUUGGUCCAAGUCAUUCGUAUCAAGUACCACAACUGUCUAAUGUGGGCAGUGAAAGUGUAAUACUAAGAAAAAAUCCUAAAUCUCGAAAUAAACCACCUGUUGCUUGUCCUUAUUAUGUCAUGUAUUUUACACAAAUGUAUCUUAAAAAAGAGCAGAAAGAUGCAGCGAUAUUGCCAAAAAAUAAUAGUAAUUCACGAAAUAGUGUACCGUUGAGACGAGCUGGACGCACUAGUUCUCAAAGUAUAUUGACCUAUAAUUCAGCAUUUGAUGAUCAACGCUGGAUAGAUUAUAAACAACAAAACAGCAAUAACAAUAAAGACAAAGAAGUGGAACAACAAUCAUUAUCGAAACUAUCGAACGGAAUGGCAAUGUUUGAAAAUGAAACAGUUCAACAGUUGCAAGAUCUUUUACGUACAUCUUCUUGGAAUCAUAUUCAAGUCUAA